CCGGGGUUUCGCAGCGCAGACCUUCGGCAGCUGCUGACUUUUCAGCCUCGGGGGUUUUGCGCUAGCUUCGCUCGCUGCGCUGCUGGCAAGGGGUGUCCCGGGAUGCCGCUGGGCUGCUUUCUCCGUGGAGCUUAAACUUCCUCGCCCGCCGCCCGGAUGGGACUUCGGGACUGCUUCUCCAGUGAAUAUUGAAUUGCUGAAGAAUUUGGGGAAAAACCAGCUGCAGUUCCCAUUCCAUGGAUCCCUUGGGUGCGCCUUCUCAGUUUGUGGAUGUGGAUACAUUACAAAGCUGGAGCGACUCAUGUGAAGAUGAAUUAAAUGCUUCUGAUACUGCAGCUGAAAUAGUUCAGGAAGAUUCCAUCAGAUCACCUUUUCUUUAUAAUAAGCACAUUAAUGGAAAAGUGAUCCUUUGGAAAGGAGAUGUAGCAUUACUGAACUGUACAGCCAUUGUGAAUACCAGCAAUGAAAGUCUUACAGAUAAGAAUCCUGUGUCAGAAAGUAUCUUCAUGCUUGCAGGGCCUGAUUUGAAGGAAGAACUCCAGAAAUUAAAAGGUUGCCGGACAGGUGAAGCAAAGUUAACAAAAGGAUUCAACCUGGCUGCCCGAUUCAUCAUUCACACAGUGGGACCUAAAUACAAGAGCCGGUAUCGAACAGCAGCUGAGAGUUCCCUGUACAGCUGCUACAGAAAUGUACUUCAGCUGGCAAAAGAGCAGUCAGUAUCUUCUGUUGGAUUCUGUGUCAUCAAUUCUGCAAAGCGAGGUUAUCCUUUAGAGGAUGCAACACACAUAGCACUUCGCACUGUAAGGAGAUUCCUAGAGAUUCAUGGGGAGAACAUUGAAAAAGUAGUAUUUGCUGUCUCUGAACUUGAGGAGGCUACUUACCAAAAGCUGCUACCUCUGUACUUCCCAAGGUCACUAAGGGAGGAGAGACGGUCAUUGCCAUACCUACCUGCAGAUAUUGGAAAUGCUGAAGGAGAGCCUGUGGUACCUGAGCGGCAGAUUAGAAUAAGUGAAAAACCCGGUGCCCCAGAAGAUAACUCAGAAGGAGAAGAGGAUGAAGGCUUAGGAGUUGAUCUCUCCUUCAUUGGUUCUCAUGCUUUUGCUAGAAUGGAAGGAGACAUUGAUAAACAAAGAAGACUGAUCCUUCAGGGACAGUUGUCAGAGGCAGCCCUGCAGAAGCAACAUCAAAGAAAUUACAAUCGCUGGUUAUGUCAAGCAAGAUCUGAGGAUCUUUCUGAUAUUGCUUCUUUAAAAGCUUUAUACCAAACAGGUGUUGAUAACUGUGGUCGCACAGUGAUGGUGGUAGUUGGAAGAAACAUUCCUGUAACCCUCAUAGAUAUGGACAAGGCUCUCUUAUAUUUUAUCCAUGUAAUGGAUCACAUUGCUGUGAAGGAAUAUGUAUUAGUGUAUUUUCACACACUGACCAGCGAAUACAAUCACUUGGACUCCGACUUUCUAAAGAAACUCUACGAUGUUGUUGAUAUCAAGUACAAGAGGAAUUUAAAGGCUGUUUAUUUUGUUCAUCCAACAUUUCGUUCAAAGGUAUCAACAUGGUUCUUUACCACCUUUUCUGUCUCAGGACUGAAGGACAAAAUCCAUCACGUGGAUAGUCUUCACCAGCUGUUUUCUGCUAUAUCACCAGAACAGAUUGACUUUCCUCCUUUUGUCCUUGAAUAUGAUGCCAGGGAAAAUGGGCCUUAUUAUACAUCUUAUCCUCCCUCACCAGAUUUGUGACCUGCCAUCUUUAAGUGCUACUGGUUCUCAAGGAUACCAUACUCUCCAUGAGUUGCUACCUACUGAAGUGAUACUCAUUUUUGCUGUACAGAUCCAGAGAGCCUUUUGUCCCCACCUCUCUGGUAUUUUUUUAUUGACUGUAUAUUUUCUGGCAUAUACGCAAUCUGAAAAUGGUAGGCCAUUCUGAACUGCACACUUAUUUUAAAUUUGUAUAUUUGUAUUAAAUGGAAAUGUUCAUUUUUAAGAGGGCUAUAAAUAGACAUUGGGGAGCAGUUUUUGAGUAUCUUCAGUUUCCUGAAAGGACACUGGGUUCUUGGUUAGAUGAGCCACUCCUGUUCUUCACAUCACCUCUUGAACAUUGCACGUUUUCUUUGUGUACUUAAGACUUUCUCAAAAUAUAUAGAACCAAUAUAUA
Molecule: messenger RNA, 2148 nt
Organism: Erinaceus europaeus (western European hedgehog)
Lineage: Eukaryota; Metazoa; Chordata; Mammalia; Eulipotyphla; Erinaceidae
Gene: GDAP2
Product: ganglioside induced differentiation associated protein 2
Exons: 14
Coding region: 237-1733 (498 amino acids)
Source: RefSeq, a predicted model, not a curated record